Spodoptera frugiperda (fall armyworm) is the source of this 297-nucleotide messenger RNA. RefSeq lists its product as uncharacterized. NCBI's taxonomy places the organism in Eukaryota, Metazoa, Arthropoda, Insecta, Lepidoptera, Noctuidae. The coding region runs from base 1 to 297 and encodes 98 amino acids. The record is from RefSeq and is a predicted model, not a curated record. The transcript has 3 exons.
AUGGUUAAGGCCAAAGUAUUUGCAAUAUCCAAUGGUAACGAAAUGAUGAGGUUACAACUAAGCAAACCUUGCGAUAACUUAUUCAUGAAUCCUAUUUUGACCAAUCUGGUCAACCUUACAAGGAACUGUGUCGUUAAGAAGGGACACUACAAGUUUUCAUUAAAUUACGAAGAGAUUCUUCGAGCAUAUUAUGGCGGAUUGCAUUUGUAUGGUUUAUAUACAUUUAAAUCUAUUCUUUAUGGAGACCAAUGUAAUUUUUCUUGCACUAUUAUUGAAGUUCAGAUUUCACGCACAUAA